AUGGUUUUUGGAAAGUACGAUGCAGUAUACUGUAGCGACGGUUGGACUUACUUGACACCAGUUAGUGAUGAGUUUUGGAUGUUUGGUGGGCAAGAGUUUUACUUUUACAACUUUGGAAGGACAAUAAAUUAUAGAGUAAGUGUACUAUUGUAAACUACUCAAAAAUACAAAAAAAUUGAUUUUGCCAAUAGCUGUUUUGAAGGUAACACAUAACACUUGAGCUUGUUACUGAUCUGUACAGCAAUAUUCUCUAGUGUCAGGAAUCUUUUUCCUUCACGACUCGGCAGCGCGAAAAAAAUUUAAAAUGGAAAACCAGAUUAGUUCUUGAAAAUUUGUCUAAUCAGUCAAAAUUUGGGAGUGUUUAACAGUUAGGGUUGGUAACUAAAAAGUAGCACCUAUACAAAGACUAACUCAUGGUACGUUUCAGGUAAUGUUUUCCGAAGCCUCCGGUACAGCCAUAUCUGCAAAGUAUAUCCAAAAACUUAACGAAACCGGCAAUUUAGAACAAUACAGAGAAGAAAAAGAAAAAAGUUUUUAUUAUCUGCAUAUCGCGACAAACAAAGUGUACGAAUGGACCAUUGAUAACAGUCGUGUUUCCUAUAACUCAUCAAGGAUUGGACUAGAAUAUAUGCAAGUUUCUGCAAUACAACCCAAUCCAGAUAAUCUAGAAUUUGUCUUGGGUAGUGACAUUUUUAAAAGUUACUGUGUAGCUUUUGACUAUGAAAAACAACGAAUUGCUUUGGCCAAAUGUAAUCAUAAGUUUUGUAUGAAUAACUCGUAA
This is a messenger RNA of Bursaphelenchus okinawaensis, 781 nucleotides long. The record is from the annotation of a GenBank genome assembly. NCBI's taxonomy places the organism in Eukaryota, Metazoa, Nematoda, Chromadorea, Rhabditida, Aphelenchoididae.